AUGUAUGAGAUCAUCUUCAGAAAGUCCAAUAAUGUUGCUUACAACUUACAGGAAUAUUUAACCCCAGAAAUAAACGAAGCGAUAGUGUCAGUCACUAUGCCUAGGAAUGAUUUUUUACAAAAGAAGGGCACAUCAGCUUUCUGCUGGAAUGGCGAAGCUGGUGAGGAUGUGGAGGAGUGCGUGCCCGUUUUGAUUGAAACCACCGCAGCCGCCCCCGAUGCCAUCGCGACCGACGCCGAAUUGAAAACGCAAAUUUAG
Molecule: messenger RNA, 258 nt
Organism: Arctia plantaginis
Lineage: Eukaryota; Metazoa; Arthropoda; Insecta; Lepidoptera; Erebidae
Source: the annotation of a GenBank genome assembly